Messenger RNA from Homarus americanus (American lobster), 438 nucleotides. RefSeq names its product vegetative cell wall protein gp1-like. Bases 1 to 438 code for a protein of 145 amino acids. NCBI's taxonomy places the organism in Eukaryota, Metazoa, Arthropoda, Malacostraca, Decapoda, Nephropidae. The record is from RefSeq and is a predicted model, not a curated record. The transcript is spliced from 2 exons.
AUGGCGUGUGAUGUUAUCCUGCUGUGUCCUGUCUCGCCCACGCCUACCGCGCCUCCACCCACGCCCAUGUCUACCGCACCUCCACCCACGCCCAUGUAUACCACGCCUCCACCCAUGCUCGUGUCUACCCCGCCUCCACCCACGCCCAUAUCUACCGCACCCCUAUCCACGCCUCCGCCUACCACGCCUCCACUUACACCCAUGCCUACCGCGCCUCCACCCACGCCUAUGCCCACCGCGCCCUGUAGCUGCGCCCACUUCCACUCUCAUGUAUCCUCUGACCCCCCCCAAUGCCUGUACCCAUUCCGCGCUUCUACUGAUCUCUCCCCACGCCCACAACCACGCCCCCACUCCCUCCCGCCAUCUGGACAAGGGCCCAUGGAUUACAGGGACCCAGGAGUACAGGGACCCCAUGAGGACAAGGACCCAUUAGGAUAG